This is a messenger RNA of Pochonia chlamydosporia 170, 3021 nucleotides long. Its product is annotated as hydantoinase. The transcript has 9 exons. Gene Ontology annotation, molecular function: 5-oxoprolinase (ATP-hydrolyzing) activity. NCBI's taxonomy places the organism in Eukaryota, Fungi, Ascomycota, Sordariomycetes, Hypocreales, Clavicipitaceae. The record is from RefSeq and is a predicted model, not a curated record. Bases 1 to 3021 code for a protein of 1006 amino acids. Gene Ontology annotation, biological process: glutathione metabolic process. Gene Ontology annotation, cellular component: cytosol.
AUGACUGUUAUUUCGGCAAAGAGACUGUACAGAAUUGGUGUUGAUGUUGGUGGCACCAACACCGACGCCAUUGUGGCUUGUCGCCGAGAAUUGGCCAACGGCCUAGCCUCAACUCAGCCAAGUUCCGACGACAUUGAGAUCCUAUCAAGCUUCAAGUGUCAGACAACACCAGAUGUGACGACUGGAAUCCAAAACGCUAUCCAGCGUGUCAUCGCCGAUGCAAAUGUUCCCACUGACAAUGUCAUUUCGGUAAACGUUGGAACAACGCAUUUCAUCAACGCCGUCGUGCAGGCGGAUAGGAACAACUUGAGUCGCGUAGCUGUGUUGCGCCUAUGCGGACCAUUUGGUAGAGAGGUUCCGCCAUUUGCUGAUUUUCCAUCCUCUUUGCGGCAAGUGCUGGAUGGGUACACGGCGUAUCUUGACGGUGGCCUAGAAAUUGACGGACGAACAAUCAGACAAGUCAACGAAGAUGAGGUCAUAACUCAUGCUGAAGAAAUUCGGAAGCGAGCUAUUUCCACCGUAGUAGUUGUCGGUGUCUUCUCUCCUCUUGAUACUGCCGACGAACCACAGGAAGAGAAAGUCAGACGCAUUUUACAGCGGGAAAUUCCGGGCAUUGACGUUGUUUGUUCUCGCGACAUUGGCAGAGUCGGAUUCGUGGAGAGAGAAAAUGCUGCCAUCUUGAAUGGAAGUAUCUUGAAAUUUGCCCGUAAGACUAUCCGUAAUUUUCAAUUGGCCAUUGCAGAACUCGGUCUGCGUUGCCCGCUGUACGUAACUCAAAACGAUGGAACGAUUCUAGAAGCCGCUGCUGCAGCGCGGACACCGAUCAAGACUUUCUCCUCUGGUGCUACGAACUCGUUGACCGGUGCUAUCUUUGUCGCCGGAAUUCAUCGCCAGGACUCCCCGUUCGAUCUCCAGUCAUCCCAAAUCAUCAUGGCUGAUAUCGGAGGAACAACGUCUGAUUUCGCCGCCCUUUCACCAUCUGGAUUUCCUCGACAGGCCUCAGCCACUGCGAAAAUUGGCGGCGUUCGCACAGCUUUCAGCAUGCCGGAAGUCGUGAGCAUUGGCCUCGGAGGGGGUUCUCUCGUUGAAUCUGACGAAGAGGGCCGCAUCUCAGUCGGCCCAAUUUCGGUUGGCCAUCGGUUGCAAGACGAGGCUCGCUGCUUCGGUGGUUCAACAUUGACGGCUACAGAUGUUGCUACAGCCGUGGGAAUUCACGAAGAUGGCCUACCUUCCUGGAACCCAGAUGUAGCCCCUGAAGUAGUUCGAGGAGCGUCCAAGCGAAUCACAGCAAUGCUAGAAAAGUCAAUUGAUACCAUGAAGACGUCGGAUGCUGAUGUCAUUCUCCUUCUCGUUGGCGGAGGGUCCAUUAUCCAGACUGAGCAACUCAGGAAUGUUAAGAAGUGCAUUAGACCUCCAUUCUACAAGGUGGCAAAUGCUGUUGGUGCAGCAAUCGCAAAGGUUUCCGGUGAGGUCGACAGGAUUAUCAUACCGAACGGCAGAUCCCACGAUGAAAUAGUAAAGGAAUUAAAGGCUGAGGCUGUGAGCCUAGCCUACCGUAAUGGUGCUGUGGAAGGAUCAGUCAAAGUAAUGGAGCUAGACUUGAUUCCCCUGCAGUACGUCACGAAUAACGCCGUCCGGGCGGUUGUCAAGGCCACUGGGGAGAUGCAGUGGGCGUUAUGCAAGGAAUCACUUAAUAACGGUCCGGUUAGGCUCGCGAACGGCGACUCUGAUACGGUGAAGUGCCCACAUAUUCACAAAGAGCUCAAACACUACGCAUCAGACGAGCCAAUUUUGAGCCGAGACUUGGAAAACUACACCCCGGAAGUCAAUAAGGCAACUGGAGAAUGGUUUGUGUCUGAUAUUGACCUCGAGUUCAUAGCCGAGGGCUGUGGCAUUCUGGGCACCGGCGGCGGCGGAUCCGUCUACUCUGCUCUAAUACACUCGCAUGAAAUGCUUCGUUCGCUUCCAGAGAAGCGAAUGCGCAUCAUCGACGCUUCCUCUCUCUCCCCGGAUAGCAAGGUCGCCAUGAUUGCCUGCGUCGGUGCUCCGUCAGUCUCAAAUGAACGGCUCAUGGGAGACGACGAGCUAAGUGAGGCGACUCAUACUCUGUCACGGUUCCUCGGCAUCGAUGGCUGUGACGCCGUCAUGGCUGCGGAAAUCGGAGGAUCCAAUGGCAUGCGGCCACUUGCCUCUGCCGCCAUCAUGGAUCUACCCAUCGUCGAUGCAGACACCAUGGGCAGGGCGUUCCCCAAAGUCGACAUGGCGCUCCCGUAUGUGUACGGCCAAGCAAGCCCAACUCCGGCCGUCUUAUCCGAUGCGCGAGGAAAUGUGCAAAUCAUUGCAAGUGUAGAGGACAGCCACAGACUCGAAUCGAUCGCCCGAACGGUCUCUGUGGAACUCGGACUAUAUGUCGCCAUGUCGAUGGCGCCGCUGCCAAAGAACACGAUCGAGCAGUAUUGCUGCCUCGGGGGGCUAUCUACGGCGUGGUUCAUUGGCAGGGCAAUUUUCAUGGCUCGAAAGCGAAAGGAGGAUGUGGUUCCUGCAUUGCUCGAUGUUGUUCCAGGUGCAAAGCUGUUGUACACAGGCAAGGUGAUUGAUGUUCGGAGAGAGAUCAAAGGGGGCUGGACCAUCGGAACUGCCACGUUGGAGCCGUUCAACGAUGAAGACGAGGACCACGAGGUUCAGUCUUCUGAUACGAGACCACUUGUGCUCAGUUACCAGAAUGAGUUUUUCAGUGCGCAACUACGGGACCCGUCUGGGCGGGAGGAACCAGAGAUGCUAUGCAUAACGCCGGAUCUCAUCACCGUCAUUGACCUGCAUACCGGCACGGCCUUGGCCACGCACGAACUGCGGUAUAGCCUCCGCGUCGGUGUGAUUGCCAUGCCGGCGCAUCCGUUGUGGAUGACAAAGGCCGGCCUCAAGGCGGCCGGUCCAAAAGCGUUCGGGCUGUAUAAUGAGUAUCAGUCAUAUGGCGAGACUUGGAGAGAACCGCCUUCAGUGUUUACCAUGUAUGGAAAGUGA